Molecule: messenger RNA, 1596 nt
Organism: Botrytis sinoallii
Lineage: Eukaryota; Fungi; Ascomycota; Leotiomycetes; Helotiales; Sclerotiniaceae
Exons: 3
Coding region: 1-1596 (531 amino acids)
Biological process (GO): protein folding; response to endoplasmic reticulum stress
Cellular component (GO): endoplasmic reticulum
Molecular function (GO): protein disulfide isomerase activity
Source: RefSeq, a predicted model, not a curated record
AUGCGUUAUCUACAAUGUGUUGCCUUAGCUUUUGCAUCAGCUGCAAUUGCAUCGGCUUCUGAUGUCGCUUCCCUUACCAAGGAAACAUUCCCAGAUUUCAUCAAGGAGAAUGAUUUGGCCCUUCUAGAAUUUUUCGCACCUUGGUGUGGUCACUGCAAAGCAUUGGCCCCGGAGUAUGAAGAAGCUGCUACAACAUUGAAGGAGAAGAAUAUUGCCUUGGCCAAGGUUGAUUGCACAGAAGAAGCCGACCUCUGCCAAAGCUUUGGUGUUGAGGGUUACCCAACUCUCAAGGUCUUCCGUGGCCCAGAAAACGUUUCCCCGUAUUCUGGAGCAAGAAAGGCCCCAGCGAUUGUCUCAUACAUGACCAAGCAAUCCCUCCCCGCCGUCUCCGUCUUAACCAAGGAUACAUUGGAGGAUUUCAAGACCGCCGAUAAGGUAGUUUUGGUUGCAUACUUCGAUGCUGAGGACAAGACCUCGAACGCCACCUUCAACACAGUCGCAGAGAAACUCCGUGACGACUACCUCUUCGGUGCCAGUAAUGAUGCCGCUUUGGCAAAAGCCGAGGGUGUUAGCUUCCCAUCCGUUGUUCUUUACAAGUCAUUCGAUGAGGGCAAAGCUAUCUUCCCAGAUGCUUUCGACGCUGAGGUUAUUGAGAAGUUCGCAAAGACUGCGUCUAUCCCCUUGAUCGGCGAAGUUGGCCCAGAAACAUACGCCGGAUACAUGGCCACUGGAAUUCCAUUGGCAUACAUUUUCGCUGAAACCCCAGAGGAGAGAACUACUCUCGCUGAGGCUCUUAAGCCAGUCGCAGAGAAGCACCGUGGUGCCAUCAGCUUCGCAACCAUUGACGCAAAGGCUUUCGGAGCUCAUGCUGGUAACUUGAACCUCGACGCUGACAAAUUCCCCGCUUUCGCUAUCCAAAACACUGUUGACAACAAGAAAUAUCCUUUCGACCAAAGUGUUGAGAUCACCGAAGCUUCCAUUAGCAAGUUCGUUCAACAAUACGUUGACGGAAAGGUUGAGCCAAGCAUCAAGUCUGAGCCAAUCCCAGAGAAGCAAGAAGGCCCAGUUCAAAUCGUCGUCGCUCACAACUACGAUGACAUCGUUUUAGAUGACAAGAAGGAUGUUUUGAUUGAGUUCUACGCUCCAUGGUGUGGACACUGCAAGGCUCUCGCACCAAAAUACGAUAUCCUCGCUGGCCUUUACGCUGAUGCCGGUCACAAUGACAAGGUUACCAUCGCCAAGGUCGAUGCUACUCUUAACGAUGUUCCAGAUGAGAUUCAAGGUUUCCCAACUAUCAAGUUGUACAAGGCCGGUGACAAGAAGAACCCAGUUACCUACAACGGUAGCCGUAGCAUCGAAGAUUUGAUCAAGUUUGUUAAGGAGAAUGGCCAACACGAGAUUGAAGUUACCUAUGAUGAGAGUGCCGCUGCUUCUCCAGAGGCAGAGAAGCCAAUCGCUGAGUCCUUGGCCAAGCAAGCAGAAGCCGCUACUGAGUCUGUCAAGAGCGCAGCUGAGGAGGCUAGUGAGACCGUUUCUAGCAAGGUUGCUGAGGCCACCGAGACCGCAGCUGCUACUGAGGACCAUGACGAGUUGUGA